UUUUCUUGAAGUCAACUGCUGCCCAGGUACUGGUUUUUGGCUGGAUUUCAGGCUCAAGCCUCAUUAAUUUAUUGUAAUCAGGAGCUCUGCUUUUAGGCUUAAAUAUUAGUGUUUUCAUUAACCCUCCCCUACACUGCCCACCUUCCUACCCCUAAAGAAAAUUACAUCCUCAGUAGCUGCCAGUUUAUGCCUGUGAUCUGGUUUUAAGACCUAAAAACUGGACAUUCUGCUAAAUGCUUACAAGUUCUAUGUAAAAAGUUAAACUGAUUUUGUAUCAAUCGAUUCUGUUCUGUCAUAUAAGAGGCCUCCAUGUAUCCCACAUCCCGUUAACUUUCCGCUGAAAUAUCCUGUGUCCUGUUACUUCCAGUUGCAAAAUUAACAAUUUUCAUACUCAAUAUCCUGGGAUAUCUGAUCUUAUAACCCACACUUAAAUUUCACGCAAUUCUAUUGGCUACUUUACGUCACGUGGUGCAAAAUUACUGGGCAGUUAUCACGCAAAAACCUCCGCCUGCGUCGAUAAUUGCCCUGCAACUGUUUCUGUUGAAAAGAAACAAAGCUAAAAAUAAUAAAUCCAGCUCUAGAAUAUCACAUUGUCAUCUUUAUUAUUUUUCAUGGAAGAAAAACAAACUAUUUUCGUGGACUCCGCUGAUAAUGACAUUAAAAAAAAAAAACUGGUCGCCAAGCUGUUCCGAUAAGUACAAAAAAGUGGACAAAAUAUGCAAAAAAUUAAUGGGAGGGUUAUAAAAUAAAUAAACCCCUUUCUGGCUCGCUGGUAUGUUGGCUCAUAAUGUCCUUGGCUGAGAGAUUGUCCUCAAAAUUUCACAUUUGCCCUCAAAGUUUCACUUCUCGGCCAAAUAUUCAUUUUUUGGACAAUAUCUCAGCCGUGGACAUUAUCAGCCGACAUAGCGGGCGCCAGAAGGAGUUUAUUUACUAAUUAAUAUGCCAUAUCUCAUAAACUCUUUCCCCAAAAUAUCCUGUAUCCCGUUAAUUUUUACCAAAAUAUCCCGCAUCCCGAAGUCAUAAGGAUUGUCGACUUCGAAUUUCCGUGUCCAUCAAUUUAGCAAGUUCCGAACUAAGCCCCGGCCACUUACCAUUUCUUUCAUUUUUUCGAGCUUCGCCUUUAUUUUCCCAGUCCCUGGUUUUGUUUGGUCGAGUUCUUCCCUGCCAUGCUGAAAGUGGAACGUUGUGGAUCGGUGCGUUGAUCUGAAAGGUCUUGAACCUCGCUGCCACAGAAUGCCUCCGGAUAUGCGAUCUUCAGACGAGUACCGAUACCCAAGAAAGCUGACGCUAGAGAUGAAGGCAGCAGGAAUAGUAUACUUGAAUUUUGAUGUAAUGAAGUUAGGACCAAAACAUUUUUUUAGGGUUGAACUUAGGCGGAGUGUCUUACAACCUCUGCAGACACCCGCCAUCUUGAAGGGAAUAGUCACCAAUCCUCUCCAUGGAAAACCAGUGCAACGCGAUAGCCUGGGUAUCGGGACAAAAUUCAACAUGGCGUCUGGAGGAGGUAUUAUCAAAGGAGUCAAAGGUUUUUUCCAAAAACCAGCUGUAAAAACUGUCGUGAAAACCCUGUUUCCGGAUCCUAUGGCGAAUUUCAAGUAUUCAGAAGUUUUGUGGAACUUUAGAAAUAAGGAAACCCUGGAGCAAUGGACGCUUAUCACAGAUGAGCAGUUUGGUGGCAAAUCUACAGCCGAGUUUGUACGAAGUCCAGGCGGAAAAGCUGUGUUUAAAGGGAAUAUUUCUACUGAAUUACCCGCAGCCACGAAUGUUAAAUACAGUGGUAUGUGCUCUAUCAGAUCACAGCCACAAAGGGAUAGGAAAGGAGAUGUGACAGCAAAUGAAGUAGCAGAUUAUGAUGGUAUUGUUGUAAGAUUAAGAGGAGACGGUAGAACCUAUACACUUAAUGUUCAGACAAAGGGCAUCAGGGAUGACGAUAUACAUCAGUCUUUUUUUCACACAAGAGGAGGACCAUACUGGGAG
This is a messenger RNA of Orbicella faveolata, 1977 nucleotides long. RefSeq names its product complex I intermediate-associated protein 30, mitochondrial-like. NCBI's taxonomy places the organism in Eukaryota, Metazoa, Cnidaria, Anthozoa, Scleractinia, Merulinidae. The record is from RefSeq and is a predicted model, not a curated record.